UAUUUACUCGCGAGGGCUGAGGGCGGGAAGAGGGAAACCUGCUAGACACGCUCACCGUAUUUUACAGUUGACACCUUGCCGUUUCACGUCUUCACGCAGAAUCUAAGUUUCCUUUCUCAAGAAUCUCCACUCCCUCGAAAUGGCUCGAAAUAAGGAGACAGUGGUUUUGUUGCUUGAUGUUGGUCCUUCCAUGCAUGGUAUCUUGCCUCAGAUUGAAAGUAUAUGCUCCAGGCUAGUACAAACGAAGCUGAUUUACCAUAAGUAUGAUGAAGUAGCAAUUGUUUUAUUUGGAACUGAAGAUACGAACAAUGAUUUAAGGAGGGAAAUAGGUGGAUAUGGGAACAUAGUUGUGCUACAAAAUAUCAAGGUUGUUGAUGGAGACCUUGUAGAUGUUCUUCAGAAGCUUCCACGUGGAACUGUUGCUGGUGAUUUUAUUGAUGCAAUUGUCGUUGGGAUGGAUAUGCUAAUUAAAAAAUAUGGACAGACAAACAAGGGAAAAAAAAGACUUUGCCUCAUCACAAAUGCACUUCAUCCUAGUAAGGAUCCCUAUGAAGGUACCAAAGAGGAUCAAGCCAGCACCAUUGCUGCUCAGAUGGCUAGUCAUGGAAUGAAAAUGGACUGUGUAAUUGUGAGGCAGAAUCUAAACUUAGAUGGAGAUAGGAAAUUUCUUGAGGAGAAUGACAAAUUGUUGGGUAUAUUUUCAAAAACUUCCUCAAAGAUACUAUAUGUGGAUAACUCCAUUUCGUUAUUGGGUGCUCUUAGAAGCCGGAGAAUAGCUCCCGUCACAUUAUAUAGGGGUGAUCUUGAAAUGAGCUCUAGUUUAAAAAUAAAGGUGUGGGUUUACAAGAAAACAGCUGAAGAAAGAUUCCCCACGCUGAAAAAGUAUUCUGACAAAGCACCACAAACAGAUAAGUUUGCUACACAUGAAAUCAAGGUUGAUUAUCAGUACCGAAGUGUUCAAGAUCCUGCCAGAAUUGUACCUCCAGAACAAAGAAUUAAGGGGUACCGGUAUGGGCCACAAGUAGUUCCUAUUUCUACUGCAGAAUGGGAUGCUGUGAAGUUCAAACCUGAGAAGAGUGUAAAACUUCUUGGAUUUACGGACGCUUCAAAUAUAAUGCGACACUAUUAUGUGAAAGAUGUAUCCAUCUUUAUUGCUGAACCGGGCAAUACCAAGGCGAUCCUUGCAGUUUCUGCCUUGGCUAGAGCAAUGAAGGAAAUGAAGAAAGUGGCAAUUCUAAGGUGUGUUUGGAGACAAGGACAAGGAAAUGUUGUCUUAGGAGUAUUGACUCCAAAUGUUUCUGAGAAGAAUAAUGUUCCUGACUCGUUUUACUUCAAUGUGCUUCCUUUUGCUGAGGAUGUUCGUGAGUUUCAGUUUCCUUCUUUUGGUAGCUUUCCUCAAUCAUUGCUGCCAAAUGAGCAGCAGCAGGAGGCUGCAGAUAACUUGGUAAAGAUGUUUGACCUUGCACCAGAUGGCGAAGAGGAAGCUUUGCAGCCUGAUAUCACUCCAAAUCCUAUCCUAGAGCGUUUCUAUCGCCACCUGGAAUUGAAAACAAAAUUCCCUGAUGCGGCAAUUCCUCCACUUGAUGACACACUAAAGAAGAUAACAGAACCCGGUCCAGAAACUAUAUCACGUUGCGGACCUGUCUUGGAUGAAUUUUGUAGGCUCUUCCAAUUGAAGGACAAUCCCAAGAUGAAGAAAUCAGCUAAACGUCUGCGCCAUAAGCCAUCCGAAUCAGACGAGGAGAGAGAGAUUAAAAGAAAUGCAAAUGCUGGCGAAACUGUUAAUUAUAAAGGAAGUUUGUCUGUUGUUCUAAAAGUUGAGGAAAUUGGGGAAUUGAACCCUGUUCAAGAUUUUGAAGCAAUUAUGUCUAGAAGGGACAGUCCUGAGUGGGUUAACAAAGCAAUUAAUGGUAUGAAAGCCAAAAUAAUUCAGCUGGUCGAGAACUCCUCUGAGAUCGACACAUAUCAAAAGGCAAUGGAAUGUUUAAAUGCUCUUCGCAAGGGUUGCAUUGCUGAACAGGAACCGGGGCAAUUCAAUGACUUUAUACGUGAAGUAUAUAAGUUAUGCCAGGAAAAAGACCGUAAAAGCUUCUGUGAGUUAAUGACAUCAAGAGGGAUAUCUUUAAUUACCAAGAGCGAAGCAAAUGACAGUGAUGUUAAAGAAGAGGAGGCAAAGAGUUUCAUGGUCAAAAUAGAGCCAUAAUGUUCCAAAGGAAGGUACAAGCUUAUAUUUCCUUUUUUUGUGUGUUGUUUUAGUGAAUUAGUUUUGAUGAUCUUAUUUUUGUCCAUAAAAUGAAAUUUAUCUAAACAAAGGAUUUGUAACUUUAUGUUUACUUUCUAUGUUUAUUCCCCUAUUACAAAUUGAGGAAAUAUAUUGGCAUAAAGACUAAACACCCAAUGUACCAGU
Molecule: messenger RNA, 2407 nt
Organism: Impatiens glandulifera
Lineage: Eukaryota; Viridiplantae; Streptophyta; Magnoliopsida; Ericales; Balsaminaceae
Product: ATP-dependent DNA helicase 2 subunit KU80
Exons: 12
Coding region: 140-2203 (687 amino acids)
Biological process (GO): telomere maintenance; DNA recombination; cellular response to X-ray
Cellular component (GO): Ku70:Ku80 complex; nucleus
Molecular function (GO): double-stranded DNA binding; telomeric repeat DNA binding; damaged DNA binding
Source: RefSeq, a predicted model, not a curated record